UUAACUAUGUGGAGUCCAAAGAGCGCACCUACCAGCCCGUGACCCACGUCUUCCCCUCUUCCCUCCGCCUGGCAAAACUCCAGAAAGAUUAAAAAAAAAAAAAAAAGCUUUUAUCAGUUCUUGAUUUCACAGCCAGACUUAUAUGGGCCGUUGAUUAUUUGCUGCUUCUUCAUGACAUCUACUUGUUUGAUCUGCUUCUAGUUUUUGAGCGGUUGUUGAGUUAGGGGUUCGAGAAUUCAUGCGAGGUUUAGCAAAUGGAAAGACGGCCUAAGCAGCAUGGUGACAGAAAGAGAAUUGAGAAUGAAGAGCUUGUCAAAUACAUGUCAAGGUUGCCUAGUUAUCUAGAAAAGGGGAAAAAUAUACAGGACAAAGCUUUCAGUGUCGGCGUCCUAGAUUGGUGUUUUCUUGAAAAAUGGCGACACGAACAUGUAAAUGUACCUUUUAGAAGUAGUGUGUGUUCACCAUCAAGCAGCAAUACCUUGUCAGUUUCGUCAAUGGAGGGUUCUUCAUCCAAUUCUAGCAGAGGCCGGAGCUGCUCCCCUGCCCGUCGGAGAAUUCAUCAUCCUACAUCACAAUCUCAUUAUGGAUCUCCACCUAAAGGCACUCAUCCUGAUGUCAAAUCUGGAAGUGUCCGACACGUGCAGAACCUAAAACCUGGAGCAGUUAAAUCUCUGGAGAUUGAGGAGCAUGUCUGCAGGACAUAUCAGUGUUGUUUUCAUGAGAAUCAACAAAGAAAUCUGGUAGAACUCGCCAAAGAUCGAUACCCACAGAGGACUCCUCGUGUUAGGAGAUCACUUGAUUUAGAGUCUCGGACAAAAACACCAAGUUCCAAGGGGAAUAUGAUGAUCCAAUAUAGAGAAUAUUUACCAAAAGGAGAAAAUGACUUGGCCGAAUCCUGUCAUAGGAUUGAUGAUUUUGAUUUCAUAGAUAAACAUAAAUCAGUUGCCAGUCAAGUACCGGAACUUGGCCAAGAAACUAACCGCUGCACUACUUACUGCCCGCCUGAUUCAGUAGCGAGAAACCAGGAAGGGGUGAAACCAAGCAGACGGAGCUUUUCUUGUGGAUUUAUUUCUGCAUUCUACCAUGGACAGUUCUCUCCUGAUAUCCCUAGUUCCUGCCCCCUCCCUCAUGUAGCUGGUAAAUCGAACAUGGGACAAGCGAGUUCAAUAGAUGCAAAGGAUACUAGCUCUUCAUCUCAGACAGUUCUGCCUUCAGCAUAUUCUGGAAAAAAGGUUCCGAGCCCACCCAGAGUCAAUUACAAACAAGAGAAGAAGUCAACUGCCACGCCUAAGAAUCCAAUUGCCCCUAAUUCUUCAGAAACUAUAAAAGUCAGAAAUCCAUCUCCAACUCGUCGGUUUGGCAUGGCGAUAGGAAGGAUUGGCCAGAUUUCUGGUAUCAAACAUCCUGCAGAACAGUCUGUUUCAGAUAAAGCUCAAACAUCGUCCUCACAGGAGACAGGCUGUGACAAAUCAGACACCACUGGCCGAGCCAGGACUAGUCCUUUGAGGAGGUUGCUAGACCCACUGCUGAAGCCAAAGACGGGCAACUGUGAUAACGUUACUGGAUCGUCUGCGAAACGUGGUGAAUCUCCUACAAAACGCUCAUUGAAAGUCAAACUGGAUCUGAAGGGCUGUAGAUCUAUUGAUAUCGAUGAUCUGCAUUCCAAAGGUACACGUGUACCAUCAACAUUGCAAGCUCUCCUCCAAGUGGCUGUGAAGAAUGGCCUUCCUCUGUUCACAUUUGCAGUUGAUAAUGAAGUUGACAUUUUAGCAGCCACAAUGAAGAAAUUUAGUUCUAACUUGAAGGGAAAUAGUUCCUGGAUUUACACUUUCUUCACCAUUCAUGAGACAAAGAAAAAGAGUGGAAGUUGGUUAAAUCAAGUCGGAAAACACACUGGUCAUGGAAUUAUGCCUAACGUCGUUGGCAAGAUGAAGGUUUCUGAUGUACCAGUCUCCGAAUUGAACACACAGAAACUUGACUCACAGUUUAGGACUAAGGAGUUUGUUUUGUUUGCUACAGAUGCAAGGCAUCAGCCAAACGACGAGCUUGCAGCUAUUGUUGUCAAAUUGCCCAAUAGAAGUAACCAUCAGGAUCGUGGCUGCAACAAUAUUUCAGCCUCAGGUUUAACAUAUCCCUUUGAAGAUCUUAGCAUGACAGCUAUACUUCCGGGUGGUGCACAUAGCCUACCUAGUAAAGGGGAGCCCUCUUCACUGAUUGAGAGAUGGAAAUCAGGUGGAUCGUGUGAUUGUGGUGGAUGGGAUUUGGGUUGCCAAAUAAGAUUACUUGUCAAUCAUCGAACGAUAUCCAGUUGCCUGAAACCCGAACUUACUGCUGAAAGAUUUGAACUUUUAUCCCAGGGAGGAGAACAGGACAGCGCGCCAGUCUUUAGCUUGUCGCGGUUUAAGGAUGGGAUCUUUUCAGUUGAAUUCAGUUCGUCGAUGAAGCCUCUGCAGGCAUUCUCCAUUUGUAUAACAGUUUUAAAUAGUAGAAAUCAAGAAAUCUUCCAGGUGCAAACUUGAUUGCUGAAAAGUUCUUGUUAAGUAAAUCAAUAUAUUGCUAGAAGAUCUAGGUGGAGUUUCCUGCUAUUUGAUGGAAAGGUCUAAACUUGCUUCCAUUAUUCUCGUCUGUCCUGGCCUGACUGGACAGGGUUACUUGAUAUAUUUUACUUGCGGGAGGUGGCAGGUAUCUCGUGGAUUUAGUUGAGGUGCAUGAAAGCUGGUCCGCACACCACUGUUUCCAAAAAAGAAAAACUUGCUACCAAGCAUAUGGUGAAACAUCAAACCCAAGGGUCUAUAGUUCUUUUUUAAAACUAUAGCUAAGCUUGUAGAAUGUCAAUCCAUGAUUGAUAAAUUGACAUGUCGUGGCUUUAAAUAUGUGAUCUUAUUAUAUGUAAUUAUGUGUACAUGUAAUAAAGGUUAUAGUCAUAAGCGUCUCUAAGUUUGUCCUUAUAUUUUUCUA
Molecule: messenger RNA, 2958 nt
Organism: Capsicum annuum
Lineage: Eukaryota; Viridiplantae; Streptophyta; Magnoliopsida; Solanales; Solanaceae
Exons: 4
Coding region: 255-2519 (754 amino acids)
Source: RefSeq, a predicted model, not a curated record